ACUAUGAAAAAUCACACACCAGUAACAACCUUUAUUCUUCUUGGACUGACAGACGAUCCACAAUUGCAAGUGGUCAUUUUUCUCCUCCUUUUCUUCACCUACAUGUUGAGCGUGGCUGGAAACCUAACCAUCAUCACACUCACCCUUCUGGAUUCACAUCUAAAGACACCCAUGUAUUUCUUUCUUAGAAAUUUCUCCUUUUUAGAAAUCUCAUUCACAACCGUCUGCAUCCCCAAAUUUCUGUUCAGUAUGGCAACAGGUGAUAAAACCAUUUCUUACAACAGUUGUGCAGCACAGCUGUUUUUCACUAUUCUGUUGGGGGCAACAGAGUUUUUCCUCUUAGCUGCCAUGUCUUAUGACCGCUAUGUGGCUAUCUGCAAACCCCUGCACUACACCACCAUCAUGAGUGGCAGAGUCUGCAAUUUGUUGGUCUUUGCUUCAUGGUUAUCUGGUUUCAUUAUCAUUUUUCCAGCUCUCAUUAUGGGCCUUCAGCUUGAUUUCUGUGCUGCCAAUGCUGUAGACCAUUUCUUCUGUGAUGUUUCUCCAAUACUACAACUCUCCUGCACAGAUACUAAAACAAUAGAGCUAAUGGAACUUAUCUCAGCCAUUCUGACUCUCUUGGUUACCCUGGUACUAGUGAUUAUCUCCUACACAAAGAUCAUCAAAACUAUUCUGCAGAUUCCUUCUUCUCAACAGAGGAAGAAAGCCUUUUCUACGUGUUCCUCUCACAUGGUCGUUGUGUCCAUUUCUUAUGGCAGUUGCAUCUUCAUGUAUGUGAAACCCUCAGCAAAGGAGAGAGUGUCUUUAAAUAAAGGGAUCGCUCUGCUCAGUACUUCUGUUGCUCCCAUGUUGAAUCCCUUCAUUUACACACUGAGAAACAAACAAGUAAAAGAUGCUUUCAAGCACAUCCUCAAAAAAUUUGAGUUUUUCUCAUUAAAAUGA
Molecule: messenger RNA, 942 nt
Organism: Erinaceus europaeus (western European hedgehog)
Lineage: Eukaryota; Metazoa; Chordata; Mammalia; Eulipotyphla; Erinaceidae
Product: olfactory receptor 6C74
Exons: 1
Coding region: 4-942 (312 amino acids)
Biological process (GO): G protein-coupled receptor signaling pathway
Cellular component (GO): membrane
Molecular function (GO): G protein-coupled receptor activity; olfactory receptor activity
Source: RefSeq, a predicted model, not a curated record